AUGGAAAAAGCACGCACUUGGAUGCCUUCCCAGCUUCUCUGCAUGCUGGCUGCAGCCCUUGGAUGUUGGGGCACCUCUGCUCCCAUGGUGCCCUGGCUUCCCAUUAAUGUGCAGGGCCAGCAGCCCAGGGUGAAGGCUGUUCUCUUUGCCUGUCUUCCAAAUGCCGCCUGCUCUUCUCUUUUCCUUGCCCUCCUGGUUCCUUCCUUCUCCUCCCUGGGCGCCCAGAGGCCUCCUGCCUCAGGGGGAGUCAAAGUGGAUGAGGGAUGCUGGGUUUGGCUUGGUGAUGGGCCCAGACCCAGAAAGCCACACAUGAACACAGCCCAGCCACAGCGCUUCCUGGUCACAAGACAGUGCAGGCCUGGGGCCAUCACCUUGCCUCUGCCCGUGUGGGUGCAGGCUGAGGGAGAUGCUUACGAAGCCUGA
Rangifer tarandus platyrhynchus (Svalbard reindeer) is the source of this 423-nucleotide messenger RNA. The record is from the annotation of a GenBank genome assembly. NCBI's taxonomy places the organism in Eukaryota, Metazoa, Chordata, Mammalia, Artiodactyla, Cervidae.